AUGUUCAACAACAUCUUGACCCGGUUGCCUUCGAAGCAAGUUGCUCGGUUAAGGCGUGUUUGUAAGCUAUGGAAUGCUGUUUUAAGUGAACGGUCUUUUAUCAAAUCCCACCUUCAUCAUUCAAUCCAAGCAGAUAAACAACGUGGGGAAGUCCUGCUUACUUUUCAUAACGGGUUUUCUUUUGACCAUGGCUGUAGAUUACCAUUCACCGCGAAUUUGUGUCGAUGCCCAUAUUACGAAUACGUGGGUCUCAUGAUCAAACUCCCUGUUAAUGCUUCAUCAUACGUACAUGGUGGAAGUUACGUUAUUGGAUCUGUUAACGGCUUGAUAUGCUUUGCUAAUUGUAAAAACUCUUUUGUCAUUCACCUUUGGAACCCUUCGCUUUCCGCGUUACUUGCUGUCCCACCGUAUGAUUUUUUCUCCCCGUACCCCAACCGCUACCAGAUCCUUUUUCGGUUUGGGUUUGAUCCAAAAACCGAUGAUUACAAAGUUGUCAAGUUUAUGUAUGGUCAUGCAAUACCGGGCGUUGAGACGUGGCUACGCAUGGAGGUGUAUAGCAUGCGAAAGGGAUCUUGGAAUCAUACAACUCCACCUCCACUACCACAUAUUACAACGAUUUGCGAUAGCAAUGAACGCUAUGUAAACGACUACGAUGGUUACCUUCACUGGUUUGGCUAUGUCGUCGUUGAUCAUGAUCAAGGGCCGCGUCGACAAGCGAUAGUGGCAUUUGAUUUGUGUUUGGAAACUUUCAGUGAGAUAUCUCUUCCCGAUUCUAUAGACAACUCUUCUUAUUAUAAUGCUAUUGGAGUUUUGGAUGGAAAACUUUGUGUCAUGUCAUGUAGUUAUAGUGAUACAAAAUAUGAGGUUUGGGUGAUGAAUGAGUAUGGUGCGGCCGAGUCGUGGGUGCAAAACCAUGUCUUUUCACGGUUUAGUACUGGAUCAUCAAUGGUCCGGCCUUUGGGGUUUACAUUGCACAAUAAGUUUAUCUUCGAAGCUCCCGAUGAACCUUUGGCUUUGUAUGAUCCGCUCGAACACCAAGUUAGUUACUUUAACAUAUCUAUUAUGCCAAGUUUCAGAACCAAAGUCGUUCAGUAUGUUGACAGUCUGGUUUGGGUAUCACCCCUCCGAUCGAUCCUAAGAGAUUGA
Erigeron canadensis is the source of this 1146-nucleotide messenger RNA. RefSeq names its product F-box/kelch-repeat protein At3g06240-like. Lineage: Eukaryota; Viridiplantae; Streptophyta; Magnoliopsida; Asterales; Asteraceae. The transcript has a single exon. The coding region runs from base 1 to 1146 and encodes 381 amino acids. Gene Ontology annotation, molecular function: protein binding. The record is from RefSeq and is a predicted model, not a curated record.